Molecule: messenger RNA, 4081 nt
Organism: Drosophila miranda
Lineage: Eukaryota; Metazoa; Arthropoda; Insecta; Diptera; Drosophilidae
Gene: Sec31
Product: protein transport protein Sec31A
Exons: 11
Coding region: 134-3877 (1247 amino acids)
Biological process (GO): endoplasmic reticulum to Golgi vesicle-mediated transport; intracellular protein transport; COPII-coated vesicle cargo loading
Cellular component (GO): endoplasmic reticulum exit site; COPII vesicle coat
Molecular function (GO): protein binding; structural molecule activity
Source: RefSeq, a predicted model, not a curated record
UGUCAAAUCCGAGGUAACACUGUCUUAAACGUAUCCACAGUUCCAAUUAAAAAACUAAGAACAAUUUAAAUUGGUUAAAGUGUUAGCGAAUGUUAAUUGUAUUUACAAGUCCAACACUAAAAACAUUUGCAACAUGAAAAUCAAGGAACUGCAGAAGACGGUUAACAUUGCUUGGUCACCAGCACAGCAGCAGCAAAUAUUCUUGGCUGCCGGCACGGCUGCCCAGCAGUUUGAUUCAAAUGCAAGCUCCACCUUGGAAAUAUACUCGCCAAACUUCAGUGAUGCAACCUACGACCUGGAGCUUAAGGCCAGCGUGGCCAGUCAGUACAAGUUCCAGAAACUUAUAUGGAGCCCCAUAGGUCCUCACCCAAGCGGCCUCAUCGUGGGCGGAUGUGAGGCGGGCCAAAUCAAUAUAUAUUCGGCUGCCAAGCUACUCGCCAAUGGCAACGAGGAGCCCCUGCUGGCUCGGCAGGAUAAGCACACUGGGGCUGUCAGCGGACUGGACUUCAAUCCAUUCCAAAACAAUCUGCUCGCCUCGUGUGCUUCCGAAUCGGAGAUUUUUAUUUGGGACCUCAACAACCCAGCCACGCACAUGAACCCGGGCGCCAAGACCCAGCCGCUGGAGGACGUCAAAAAUGUGGCCUGGAAUCGACAAGUGCAGCACAUUCUGGCCUCUGUUUUCAGCACCCGCUGCGUUAUCUGGGAUCUGCGCAAGAGCCAGCAGAUUAUUAAGCUCUCUGAUUCGCAAUCCCGUGUGCGUUGGCACGCCAUCGAGUGGCAUCCAGAGGCAGCGACUCAGGUGUGGCUGGCCUCGGAAGAUGACCAGGCGCCGGUUGUGCAGCUGUGGGACCUGAGGUAUGCCACCGCUCCGGCGAAAACAUAUCAAAUCCAUGAGCGCGGAGUACUGGGCAUGUCGUGGUGCCUUCAGGACAACGACCUGAUGGUGUCCUGCGGCAAGGACAAUCGCAUUUACUGCUGGAAUCCCAAUACUAAAAUACCCGAAGGUGAAAUUCUCUCGGAAGUGGCCACCACGUCAUCCUGGUACUCCGAUGUGCAGUUCUGUCCACGCAACCCGGCACUAAUUGCCAGUGCCAGCUUGGAAGGGGCCGUGUCUAUAUACUCCCUCCACGGAGGCACCCACCAUCUGGUGCAGACGGCAAACAAGAUUGCAGACUCCUUCCCGGGAAUGGAUCAGUUUGCCCAAGAGCCGAUUCCUCAGCAGGCCACGCAGGUGGUUUACCAUGACCUGACGCACGCACCCAAGUGGAUGAAGCGCCCCUGUGGCGUUGCUUUUGGGUUCGGUGGGAAGCUGAUCAGCUUUGAUGGUACCUCUAAAAGGGUGAAGGUAUCUCAGUUAACCACCGAAGCAGCUCUCGUGGAACGUGCCAAUGCCCUGGAGCGUUCGCUAGCCGAUGCCAACUAUGCAGAUUAUUGCCGACAGAGAGCAGAUGACACACCGGAUCAGCACGGUCGCUACCUUUGGUACUUCAUCAAGGCCAACUUUGAUUUGAAGCCAAGGGAGGAAAUGCUCAAUCUCUUGGGCUAUAACAAAGAUGAUAUUGAUAUCAAGUUCAGCAAGUUUAUAAAGGAAACUGAGACGAACUCGCAAUCAGAUGUGGAUACACUCACGACCCGCAUUUCCACACUCACCCAUGCAACAUUGGACAACAAAUUUGAUGGAAAUGGAACCGAUUCUCAAAAUCACGACUAUGCCACGCUUUCGAGGCCACAGUUUAAAGUUCCCAGCGGAGAACACUCUGAUAGUUUAAUUGCCGAGGCAAUACUCACCGGCAGCGUAGAGGCUGCCGUGGAGCUGUGUCUUGAAGCCCAGCGCAUACCAGAGGCCCUCAUCAUAGCCUCGACAGCCGGCAUUGAGACCCUUACUCGAACCCAAACCCGGUACCUAGUGCAGCAGAAGAGCGAGCUGUCGCACGUGAUCUCGGCCUUGGUUACCCGGGAUUGGCUUGACUUCGUCAACCGCUGCACUGUGGAUUCCUGGAAGGAAGCCCUGGGUGCUGCCCUCAAGCACAGCGAGCGCAAAGUGGUCGAUAUCUGUGAGCGCCUGGGGGAUCGCUUGUUGACCGAGUGCGCCAACAGCGUGCAGUUUACGCGCAACGCCAUGUUGUGCUACAUCUGUGCGGGGAGCAUUGACAAGUUAGUGAGCGCUUGGUAUCAGCUGAAGCAGCUGGAGCAGCAGAGCCAGAGCUACAAGCUGAACACCACCGAGCUGCAGGACCUGGCCGAGGUUGUGAUGCUUAUGUGCAAGUCCCUCGAGCAGCAGGGAAUCUCCGUAGACUUGGCUGGUCGAUUUGCUGGCUUUCUCACUGAAUAUGGCGGCCUCUUAGCCUCCCAAGGAGCCCUCACGGCAGCUCUCCAAUACAUAACCACGUUAGGUGGUGGAGCAGCGUGUGAAAAUGAAAUUUUGAAUGGUUUGCGAGAUCGAAUCAACAACGCCGUGAAUUUGGAACAUACCCAGCCGCCAGCAGCUGCAGCUCCAGCUCCAUUUGGCUACCCAGGGACUGGCCCACAGCAACGGGGUAGAGGCUCGUUCUCACAGCAGCAUCCUGUGGCUCCAAUGUCCUAUGGCCAACCAGCCAAUCAGUAUGGAAACCCCGCCAACACUGGCUGGCCUACGCCUGCGCCACCCGCACCAGCAACGUAUCCAGUGUCCCAGCCGGCUCCACAGAUAUUCAAUCCGCAGCCAGUUAAGCAAGAACCUCUGAAUCACCCACCCCGGCCUCUCAGCAACGCCAGCUCCACAGGAGGGCCUCCACCAUCAUCAAGUGGCCCGUCUGGUGGAUUAGGGCUACAUGCUCGCUCAAAAUAUCUAUUGGAUCCAUCUGUAGCAGCUCCCACCAGUGCCUAUGGCAUGCCAUACAAUCCAGUUCCUGCCCCAGCCCCAUCCGCGGCGCCUUUCACGGGAGGAGCAGGACCUGGAGCUCUUCCACAAGCGGCCAGCGUGCCCACAUACAACAGUAAUGCAUUCAAUACCAAUCCUCUGUCGUCAGCCCAAGGGUACAAUCCAACACCCUUCUCCGGAGCACCGCAAAACUCUUACUUACCGGGGGCUAAUCCCAUUGAGACCAUGCCACAAGCUGCUCAGCCACCUAUUAUUCAGAAUGUGCAACGCAAUCCCACACCGCCACCGGGCUGGAACGAUCCACCCGCAUUGAAGUCAUCACGUGCGCCAAAGCCAAAGCCAGUCGCAGAUAAUAGUGCUGCGCCCAUAUUUCAUCCGAUUUUCCCUGUCGAUCCCAAUCAAAACCCGAACGGUUAUAUGGAUCCUGCUCAAUAUCAGAAUGCACCACCCGCUGGCGGGGCAACCAAUGCGUACUAUAAUCCAGCUGCAUUCAACAACAAUCCACAACAGCAACAGCAGUCAUACCUCCAGCCCCAGCAACAGGUGAUUCCCAAUCAGGGACCACCUCAGCAGCAGAACUGGCAGGGGCAACAGCAGCAGCAGACCAUUGGGUACACCGAACAGCCAGCACCGAUUCAGCAACAGCGCCAGCCGGAAGUGCCAAAGGAGAAGCCACCACUUCCAGAGGAAUACAUCUACUUGCAGACGGUACUGGAGGAGCUGAAGAACCGUUGCUUGAGCGCAACCAAUGAUCCGCGCACCAAACGCAAGUUUGUGGAUGUCGUCAAACGGUUGGAAAAUCUCUACGAUUGCUUGCGCGAUGGAAAGCUCACACCCACGACCGUACAAUAUCUUAAUCAAAUUAUACAGUACAUUCAAAUAUCCGACUACGCCAAUGCCCUGGAAAUACACACACGAAUCGCAUUCGGCACGGACUUUUCUCAGUGUGCAGGCUUCAUGCAGGGAUUGAAGGUCCUGUUGCAGUCGGCAUCCGAGAUGCAGCUGGUCUUGCGCUAAACCUUAUACUACAUGCGUUACGUGUUCGAAAGUACCCGCCUCAGUCGGGCCGCUUCAACGUCUACUUAUUGUGUCUUUAAAUGUCUACUAUCGUUUCUGUAUCUGUUUUCUGUCAAUGUAUUCCUGGAUUCUGUCUGGUAUAUGACAAACGUGUAAUGAAUUAUAUUUCCGCACAAGACGAAGAAUGGACAUGUGCAUGCAUAA